UCCACCGCAUCAUCAGUCCGCGUCGGAGAGUUGCCCGCGACGCUUGUCUGCGAGCCCGAUCCCUCAGAUACGCUGCUGGUUUACGGCGUGCCGUAACACGACACGUUUGGAGGGACUGCCGCUGCUUCGCGUGUGCCUGGUGCUCUGUGAACACUGGAUUCUGUGCUACUAGUGUUGUGACGAUGUACAUGUGCUGAUUUUGUCAAGUUUCGAUCUACCUAUAGGAUUUUGACGACGCAACCAGUUCCGGAUCAGCUCAGCCGACAGUCGUGAUGAAAGUUGUCAGUCUUCAACUGCCUUCAGGGCCUAGUAUGGAGCGGUUACCGCUACCAUUUAGCCCUACCGAGUUACUUUGGCGGUACCCUUUACCGUGGGCCCCUCCGCCACCCUCACCGCUCGGUGAUGCCAAGGCUCAGCUACCGGCGGGUCUUCCCCCAGAACCGAGAUUAUGGACAAGAGAAGAUGUCGCAGUUUUCUUAAAAUGGUGCGAACGAGAAUUCGAUUUGCCGAAUUUUGAUAUGGAUCUCUUCCAAAUGAACGGUAAAGCAUUAUGCCUUCUGACAAAAACCGAUUUGGGCGAGCGCUGUCCUGGCGCUGGUGACGUAUUACAUAAUGUGCUGCAAAUGUUAGUACGUGAUGCUGCAUUGCUGGGAAGAGUUCCCUCGUCUCCAGUGACACCCACAGCGCGUGCCGCACCGUACCCACCUUCCCCACAUUCACACCCGCCUACUCCAACAUGGGCCGUCGACGGCUUUCAUCAUUUCCAUAGCGCUGCUGCAGCGGCUGCCCAACCCAACUCCGUAACUUUAAGUCCAGCUCCAUCAGUAGAUAGUUCGGGAAGCCCUCAAAGAGGAGAAGCAGUUAACUAUGCACCAAAUUAUGCACCAUCUAUGCCAGCCAAUACACAGGCUGCAAGUUCAGGAAGCAAUCACUCUGAUUCCGAUGAAGAAGCUCAAUUCGCACCACCUCCACGAUCUCCUAAAGAAGCGCCAUUGGCAAGCCCUGCGCCACAGCCUCACCCAGCGCCACAACACUCACAUUAUCGUGCUCAACACAGAGAAUUCUUCCCGAACGAUAUGCCAGAGUCAAAUACAAAUGGAAGAUUGCUUUGGGACUUCCUGCAACAGCUGUUAAAUGAUCCUUCACAGCGGUACACAAACUACAUUGCUUGGAAAAAUAGAGAAACGGGGGUGUUUAAAAUUGUUGAUCCAGCUGGUCUGGCCAAACUGUGGGGAAUUCAAAAAAAUCAUUUGUCCAUGAAUUACGACAAGAUGUCACGUGCAUUAAGAUACUACUACCGUGUCAAUAUUCUGCGAAAAGUGCAAGGAGAAAGACAUUGCUACCAGUUUUUAAGGAAUCCAACUGAACUGAAGAACAUCAAAAACAUUUCGCUGCUACGACAGCAAAUGAGUCCAACGAGAGUUGUGGCUCAAGCGGUUGUAAAAACAGAAAUGAAAGAAGAACGUUGUGAAGAAGAACCUGUUGACGAAGAUAUGCCUACUGACUUGAGUAUGGCAGCGUCUGAGCCGUGGCGGAAACGUGCGCGGCCAGACCCUAACCCAGUGCCGCCGCCGCAUGACAAACAUCACAUAAGUGCUCUCAUCGGCGACAACAUGAUGAUGAAACAAGAAUACACCACUGAACAUUAUGCACUCAACCUCAAAAGUGAAAAAUGUGAACAAUGAUUACAAAAGACUAUUAAUGUGGGACACUCGUUAGUGCAAAACGCAUUUUCUGCAUAUCCAUUAUGCAAUCAGCUCCACCCACUAAAAUUCUAGUCAAACUCCUCUCAGAAAGGAUAUUUAAGUCUUCCUCUAAAAAUAUAAUCGUACUUGAUGAACAAGCACUGAGAGUACUUUGACAGAUUUAGGAUGGUCAUUGGAGUUUAACAGGGUAUGGACCUUAAUUAUGCCUUUGUGCCAAGUGAUUUUUAUACCUAAUAGUGUCAAUUAUCUAUCUAAAUAGUUAGCAAAAAGGGACAAGAGUUUAUUCGUGUUAAAGUCAUAGAAAUUAUUAUAGAUUUGUGCAAUGGACUAUCACUUACGUAACUGUUGACUGAGAUCUACCAGUUACAGAAGAUUGUUGCCAAAACUCUGUAUCUAUCCAUAAUAUGUUAUGUGCGUAGUUCGCACUCGAUUAAUGCAUUUGCGUAAUUUAAUUAGUUUUAUGCGUGUUUUAUAUUUUUUGUUUAGAUUUGCUGAAAAGAGAAGAUAUAAUCCGAAAGAACUAAAAGGGUUAAAAUUUUAAGAAUACUAUCAUAAAUAAUGUAUGUAACGUCUUCCAUUCGUUCUUUUUGGCAAACCUUCAAUUGUAGCAAGUGAAAUUUAACUAUAACAUCUACCACAUCAAUGCGAAAUUUAAUCGUAUUUGGCAGCUUCGAAAUUAUAGUUAUGUUUUGGGUUUUUAAAGAAAUAUAUUAAAUCUUAUUACUAUUUAUUGAAAAGACAAUAAAAUGUCAAAUAUUUUGAAAAAUGCCUUGAAAUCAAUAAGAAACACACCCACUGUGAUAAAAUAAAGUGGUAGACAUAUAGUACGAUAGGGAUUUACUCAAAGAUUUCCAGCUACAAUUUUCUGUGAUCUCUUUUAUCAAUGUAGGUAGGUAGGUAGUUAGUUAGAUGUUAUGAAGUAAAGAUGUCUUUGUAAAUAUAAAUAUAGUUCUUAAUUAAGUAAGUAGAAUAAGUAACUGACUGUAAAGAGAGUGUAUGUAUGAUUUGUAAAACAAAGUGGAGCUUUAUCAAAGUACCUAGUAUAUCAGUAAGUUCUAUUACAACUGAGUUUGUAUUUUUACAUUUAUUUGUAUUUGGUAUGGAUGCCAAUAUUUCCAGCUUGAUGUACACAAUAAAAUAAACAUGGAGUUUCACAUUUAAAUAUUGUGUCGAGAUUUAUUAUUAUAACUUAAAAUAAAUGAGAAAUAAUAUUAUGUCUUA
Molecule: messenger RNA, 2927 nt
Organism: Helicoverpa zea (corn earworm)
Lineage: Eukaryota; Metazoa; Arthropoda; Insecta; Lepidoptera; Noctuidae
Gene: aop
Product: ets DNA-binding protein pokkuri
Exons: 5
Coding region: 273-1685 (470 amino acids)
Biological process (GO): regulation of transcription by RNA polymerase II; cell differentiation
Cellular component (GO): nucleus
Molecular function (GO): DNA-binding transcription factor activity, RNA polymerase II-specific; sequence-specific DNA binding
Source: RefSeq, a predicted model, not a curated record